Messenger RNA from Frankliniella occidentalis (western flower thrips), 1173 nucleotides. RefSeq lists its product as uncharacterized. The coding region runs from base 1 to 1173 and encodes 390 amino acids. The record is from RefSeq and is a predicted model, not a curated record. The transcript is spliced from 3 exons. Lineage: Eukaryota; Metazoa; Arthropoda; Insecta; Thysanoptera; Thripidae.
AUGAUUCGGAAGAUGGAAGAGAGGAGAAUGUCGUCUUUAGAUCACCAUUGGGCUGUGCCAAAGCAGAAAGGAAGUCAGGACAGCAAGGACGGAGAUGGGGAGGUAGUCACCAAAAAUAAAGAUGAUUCGUGCCAUCUAUCAGCUGCCAUCGCAGAAGGGUUGGAUGAACAGGAGGGGAACGAAAACCUCGUCAAAUCCUCUUGUCAUGAUUCUGGAAUUGAUAUCCGAGAUGCAGAUCAGCCCCCAUUGCCUCCCAUCAUCCCCUGUACUAAAAAGAGAAGGCUGACUAAAAACGCUGACUACGACUUGACAGUGCGGGCAGACGCAGACUACAUGAUUGCGGCGACUGCAAUAGACUGCGACAAGACGGAGCCGCAUGUCACAGUUAUCGCCCGUGACACUGACAUCGUGGCCAUAUUGAUUGCUAAUGCCACAGAUGACACGGGCAUAACUGUGACAAAGCCCGGGACUCAGACCACGGCUGACGAGGUGUUCAACAUUCGUGCCAUCCGUCGACACCUCGCUAGGCAGGGCUUACUGGAGUGUGUGCUGUUCGGCCAUGCCAUGUCAGGGUGUGACACCACCUCUGCCAUCCACAUGAAAGGGAAGUUGACACUCUGGGACACCCUUAAGAAGAGCCAGGCCCUCAGGCGACUGGCAGAGCUGUUCAACGACCUUCAUGUGGACCGAGGAGACAUUGGAGAGGCAGGGGAGAAGAUCAUGAUGUCGCUGUACCCCAGCGAGCGUGUCUCCUCCGGUCAGUGUGUGGUGCACACCAUGGAUGACCUGCGCGAAGUACUGUACCGCGAGCGGACAGAGAAGACAAAGCUGCCGGACUUGUCAACUCUUCCGUCCACGUCCGACGCGGCCGCUCAGCACUGCUACCGAGUGUACCUGCAGGUGCAGCAGUGGUUGGGGAAUGACCUGGACCCGACUGCGUGGGGCUGGAGGGCAGAGAACGGCACACUCACGCCCAUCCCCACCACAAAACCAGCGGUGCCACCCGAGCUACAGAAAAGACUGUCCUGCAAAUGCUCGCCGCUGGGGUGUCGGGUUAGCUGCCCCUGCAGGAAGCGCGGGGACGUCUGUGGCCCCUGGUGUGCAAAGUGCAAGGGUGAGACUUGCACCAACACCAUCGAGGGCCCGGAGGACUGGGGGACGCUCCUAGACUGA